This is a messenger RNA of Drosophila ficusphila, 3082 nucleotides long. RefSeq names its product glycine dehydrogenase (decarboxylating), mitochondrial. Bases 42 to 2999 code for a protein of 985 amino acids. Gene Ontology annotation, biological process: glycine decarboxylation via glycine cleavage system. Gene Ontology annotation, cellular component: glycine cleavage complex; mitochondrion. Lineage: Eukaryota; Metazoa; Arthropoda; Insecta; Diptera; Drosophilidae. Gene Ontology annotation, molecular function: glycine binding; pyridoxal phosphate binding; glycine dehydrogenase (decarboxylating) activity. The transcript has 6 exons. The record is from RefSeq and is a predicted model, not a curated record.
UCCGCGUGGCGUGGACGUGCCUUAGUUAAUUCGCUUGAAGCAUGCAACGAUUUUUGGGAAGGAACAGUCGAAGCCUGCUGCUGAGAUGUGGGCAUCGCUAUCUGGCCACCACUCCUGUAGAGGAGGUGCUAUUCCCCACCAAAUCGGAUUUCCCCAGCCGCCACAUUGGACCCCGCAAGACGGAUGUGGUGGCCAUGCUGGAUACUUUGGGUUUCAAGUCCCUGGCUGAGCUGACGGAAAAAGCCGUACCCCAGAGCAUUCAACUGAAGAGGGAACUCGACCUGGACAAACCCCUGAACGAACAUGAGCUAAUCCGUCGCAUCCGCGACAUAUCUCUGAAGAAUCAGCUGUGGCGCUCCUACAUCGGAAUGGGUUACCACAACUGCCAUGUGCCGCACACGAUUAUCCGCAAUAUGUUUGAGAAUCCGGGAUGGACCACACAAUACACACCCUACCAGCCGGAAAUUGCCCAGGGUCGCUUGGAAUCGCUGCUGAACUACCAGACUCUGGUUUCCGAUCUCACCGGCUUGGAUGUGGCCAAUGCCUCGCUCCUGGACGAGGGAACCGCUGCAGCGGAGGCCAUGUGCCUGGCCACGAGGCACAACAAGCGGAAGAAGCUCUACCUCUCGAACAGGGUGCAUCCACAGACUUUGUCGGUGGUCAAGACGAGGGCCGAAGCCUUGGAGCUGGAAAUCGUGGUGGGACCCAUCGAACAGGCCGAUCUGCCCAGUCGCGAGUUGGCUGGUAUUCUUUUACAAUAUCCAGAUACCUACGGUGAUGUCAAGGACUUCGAGGAUAUUGCUGCUUUGGCAAAGAAAAAUGGGACUCUCGUGGUAGUGGCAACCGAUUUGUUAUCUCUGACCCUUCUGCGACCUCCGGCAGAAUUUGGAGCUGAUAUUGCCGUGGGUACCUCGCAGCGUUUGGGAGUUCCUUUGGGAUAUGGAGGUCCCCAUGCUGGAUUCUUCGCCUGCAAGCAGAGUCUGGUGCGUCUGAUGCCCGGAAGGAUGAUCGGUGUCACCCGAGACAUGGAUGGAAACGAUGCCUAUCGACUGGCUUUGCAAACGAGAGAACAGCACAUCCGCAGGGACAAGGCCACGAGCAAUAUUUGUACUGCCCAAGCUCUUUUGGCCAACAUGUCUGCUAUGUACGCUAUUUACCACGGACCCGAGGGCCUAAAAGCCAUGGCCAAUCGCAUCCACCACUUUGCUUUAACUCUGCAAACAGGACUCUUGGGAGCAGGACACGAAGUGAUCAAUAAGAACUUCUUUGACACGCUGCACAUCAAACUGAGUGGAAGUCAGUCACUUGAAGAUCUUAAAGAGCGUGCCGAACACAAACGCAUUAAUCUCCGAUAUAUGGAAGAUGGAACAGUGGGCGUGGCUUUGGAUGAAACAGUCAGCGUGGCCGAUGUGGAUGAUCUCCUGUGGGUUUUCAAGGCGGAGGCAACUGUGGAGUACAUUCUGGCGCGACGUGAUGUUCUUAAGAACGCCAUUGAAAACUCUAAGUUCCUGCGUACGUCUCCUUUCCUACAGCAUCCCAUUUUCCAGAGUUAUCAUAGCGAAUCCCGCAUGGUGCGCUACAUGAAAAAGCUGGAGAACAAGGACAUUUCACUUGUGCACUCAAUGAUUCCUCUAGGAUCCUGCACCAUGAAACUAAACUCCACCACCGAAAUGAUGCCAUGUUCCUUCCGCCACUUUACGGACAUCCAUCCCUUUGCUCCCGUUGAACAAGCUCAGGGUUUCCACCAGAUGUUCAAUGAACUAGAACGUGACUUGUGCGAGAUUACUGGAUACGACAGAAUCUCAUUCCAGCCGAAUUCAGGAGCCCAGGGAGAGUACGCCGGACUGAGAGCCAUCAGGAGUUACCAUGAGCACCGAAACGAGGGACACAGGAAUAUCUGCCUGAUUCCCAUCUCAGCUCACGGAACGAAUCCUGCCUCCGCUCAGAUGGCGGGAAUGAAGGUGGAACCGAUUAGGAUACUGUCGAAUGGUUCCAUCGACAUGGCCCAUUUGAGAGCAAAGGCAGAGGAGCAUGCUCGUGAAUUAUCCUGCCUGAUGAUUACCUAUCCUUCCACAAUGGGAGUUUUCGAGGAAACAGUGGCUGAUAUCUGCACUCUGAUCCACAAACACGGAGGUCAGGUUUACCUGGAUGGAGCAAACAUGAAUGCCCAAGUCGGUUUGUGCCGACCAGGAGAUUAUGGCAGUGAUGUUUCGCAUCUCAAUCUGCACAAGACCUUCUGCAUUCCUCAUGGAGGAGGUGGUCCUGGAAUGGGUCCCAUUGGUGUGAAGGCCCACUUGGCUCCUUAUCUGCCAGGACAUCCUGUGGUUAGUCCUUUAAGCAGCGAGGAGCACAGUUUUGGUGUAGUUUCCGCAGCUCCCUUCGGCAGCUCUGCCAUCCUGCCGAUUUCCUGGUCAUACAUUAAACUCAUGGGCAGUCGGGGAUUGAAGAGAGCCACCCAAGUGGCCAUCCUGAAUGCUAACUACAUGUCCAAGAGAUUGGAGCAGCACUACAAGACGCUCUACAAGGCACCCAACUCCCAGUUGGUUGCCCAUGAGUUUAUUUUGGAUAUUCGCGAUUUGAAAAAGACUGCCAAUAUCGAGGCGGUGGAUGUGGCCAAGCGACUAAUGGAUUAUGGAUUCCAUGCUCCAACGAUGUCUUGGCCUGUGGCUGGAACGCUGAUGAUUGAGCCCACAGAAUCCGAGGAUAAGGAGGAGUUGGAUCGGUUCUGCGAUGCCAUGAUCUCCAUUCGAGAGGAGAUCGCCGAGAUCGAAGCGGGUCGCAUGGACAAGGCAGUGAAUCCUUUGAAGAUGUCUCCCCACACUCAAGCUCAAGUCAUCUCGGAUAAGUGGGAUCGGCCUUACACUCGUGAGCAGGCUGCCUUCCCAGCUAUCUUUGUGAAACCAGAUGCCAAGAUUUGGCCUACUGUCGGCAGGAUCGAUGAUGCCUAUGGCGACAAACAUCUCGUUUGCACCUGUCCCCCCAUUUUGCCUGAUUUAUAAGACACUUUAGCUCUAAGACAAACUUAGUAACCUUUGUUGAUUUUUUAUUUUUAAUAAAACCAAAUAUAGUAAUUUUUAUAUUU